GAAUCAUGUAUCGCAAAUCCUGCGCUUCUUCAGCAGCGUGUCUGAUAGCCUCUGCUGGGUACCAGUCCUUUUGUUCUCCAGGGAAGGUGAACUCUGUUUGUAUCAGCUGCUGCAACACUCCACUCUGCAAUGGACCCCGGCCGAAGAAGAGGGGGAAUUCUGGCGUGGUGCUGAGGGCCAGGCUGAUAACCACUGUUCUGGUCCUUAAAUUGGCUCUUUUGGUUUUGUAUUGCUAA
Fulmarus glacialis (Northern fulmar) is the source of this 236-nucleotide messenger RNA. It is a transcript of the gene LYPD1, whose product is annotated as LY6/PLAUR domain containing 1. Gene Ontology annotation, biological process: acetylcholine receptor signaling pathway. Gene Ontology annotation, molecular function: acetylcholine receptor inhibitor activity. The transcript has a single exon. The record is from RefSeq and is a predicted model, not a curated record. NCBI's taxonomy places the organism in Eukaryota, Metazoa, Chordata, Aves, Procellariiformes, Procellariidae. The annotation marks the transcript as partial.